GCGGCUUUCCCUUUCCUUCCUCCUCGCACGCAACAGCAAAGCCCGCACCCGCAGCCCGGCGCCCGAGACGACGAUGCCCUACUCCGGCGAUCGCCGGCUCUCCCCGCCCCCGACGCUCUCCUACCUCUCCCCAUCCGCCGCGCCCUUCACCGUCGCCCGCCCCCGCGCCACCCCCGACCCGAUCCCCCCCAACGCACCUAACCCUAGCCCUCCGUCGUACCCCGACCUCCCCACCGCGCCGUCGCUCUACGAGUCCUGGGUGGAGCCUCCGUCGACCUACAUGGAUCGGGCGGCCGCCGUGUCGCCCGCGUACAGAGGUUUCGAUAAUUCUGAUGGGUUUCUGAUUUCUGAAGAUGCACGAAACGAUAUAUACCCUGGGAAUCAUUUUGGUGCCUCCAUGCAGCCUCAUCCCUUCACAGCAGGCAGCUCAGAGUGGAUGGAAGAGAGGUAUCCUGGAAUUUACCAAAGAACGUCCAAGGCCCUCUCGAGUGAAUUUGGAUCAUCAGCUGUCCGUCAGCCUUCCGUGCUUCCUAGUUUGUUUGCUCGCUUAGAGAAAGAGCCUUUUUCCACACCUCAACCUGUGAAUCAGUAUUCCACUACAUAUUCUGCUUAUGAUAACUACAUGACACAUAUUCCAUCAUGCUCAACCUAUCCAUUGAAUUAUGACCAGUCCAUGCCACCUGUUGUUGCCUCACCUGAAGUAUGUGCUGCAACAAAAUCAUCGUUGCCGACAACAGAUGGCCAUAUAUUGGAGAAUCCAUUCUCCUCACCAUAUACAAAUCCUUGCAGAUUAAAUCUUGAUUAUUUUGAUACCAUGCAGAAUGAACAGAAAGAUCUCUUUGGUUAUCAGACUGCUUAUAAUAAACAUUAUGGUGACUGGAGUAACCCCAAUAAUGGUACAAGAAUAGUGGGAAACUAUCCACUUGGUACAAGUGGAGUUGGACAGAACUAUCUUCUUGGCGAUUGUUCUGAAACUGGGGGACCUGUGCAUCCUUCAUCAGAGGUGAAGACUGGUUUGAAGUGUAUGAAACCACUGGGAAACUAUCCACUUAGUAGAUACGGGGUUGGAGAGAACUAUCUAGGUGAGAAUAGUGAAACUGUGGGAUCUGUGCCUGUGCAGCCUUCAUCAGAAGUGGAGUCUGGUUUGAAGCAUACUGGAUUAGUAGGAAACUAUCCACUUAGUAGACGUGGAGCUGGAGAGAACUAUCUUCUUGGUGAGAGUUCAGAAACUGGACGACCCGUACAGCCUUCUUCUGAGGUGAAAUCAGAUUUGAAGAGCUUGCAAGCAUCAUGUUCCAAAGUUUCUCCUGAACAUCCAUUUACUCAUCCUCGUGAUCUUUUCACCGACUCACUAGAGUUAAAUAACCCUGUUGUUGAUUCUCCUUGUUGGAAAGGGACACCGACCCUGCAGCAGCCAUCAUUUGAUGGUGUGAAAAAUGAUGAAGCUCCUUAUUCUGCUAAUGGCUCAGGCGACCUCCAUGAUUUGCAGCAAGGCAAGAAGCUUUCUGAAUUUAGUAUUAAUAAUUCCGUGUUAUUUCCCAACCUUCAUGAUACAUCAAAUCCUGAGGAUAAUCCUUGUGUGCCCUAUUUCAUGAAUUAUCUUUCUGCAUUUAGUCUGCCUUCAGAAAGUAAAAAGGUUGGUGUUCAUUGUGAUGCACAACCUUCCAUUGUUGAGGAUUUCAGUGGCAUGACUAAGUCUGUAGAACAAGGCAACAGAAGUGAUAAACAUUUGAGCUGUAAGACGAGAGAUGAUUUUGGUGGUCAACAAAGUGUUUUCCCUGUCAAUGAAAACAAUGGGCCUAUGGUGUUAGGCAGAAAAAUUGGCAGCCAUAUUGGCUGUCCGAUUGAAGAAUCUAGUAAGAAAGUUUCAAGCAAUGUUGGUGCUGCUCCAACCGCACUGAUUAGGAGUUUGACAGAAGAAAGCCUGCAAGGAAAUACUUUUGUCCAUAAACCUGCAGCAACAUUGGAACAUCUGUGCUCUGAAAUUCCUAUGAACAAAGGUCUGGAGCAUUUAACCCAUCACAACUCAGGUGUUGAGGAGGACUUGAGGAAGAUAUCUGGAGACAGAAUCACAUCCAGAUCUAAGACUCGAGCAGAAUUUAUCAAGUCAAUGUACGAUUUGUCAGCAAUGCUUCUAUCUACUUGCAAUGGUGGUUAUGAGUUGGAGGAAUCUGAGCAUGCACUUGUUCAAUCCGUGAUACAAAAUCUCAGUUCUUUGAGUUCCAAGAUAAGCAAGGCUGCAUUCAAAGUUGAUGAUGUUAAUAACAACUGCUGCAAAAUGAAUUUGGAAAAAGUGAAGUGCUGUGGAAAGACUUGUCAGUCCAAGAAGUUUGCUGGACUCGAUGGAGGAAACAUUGGCGCAGACUUCAAAACAUUUCUUAUACAGGAUCUUGCUAAGCUGCAAGAGGAGAAUGUGGUUAGUGAUAGUGAAGAUGCACAAAUGCUGGUAUAUAAGAACCUAUGGAUUGAAGCUGAAGCUUCUGUGUGUAAACUCAAGUAUGAACUCCAACUUACCCGCAUGAAACCUGCAAUGAAACAUCACCACCAGCAAACAGCUGCAGCUCCUGCUGUUUCAUUUGGAGAAGCCAAGGUCUCUAACUUGCCCAAAUUUGAGGACUCUUUAUGUAUUGGGGAGAUUGAUGAUUCUAGCAAACACAAAGAACAAAACAGUGUGAAAGAAAGCAAUAUCUGCAGCGCAACCUUGCUACCACAGGGAGGUGAUGAGGUUGAUGCUGCUGUCUUUGCUCGACUGAAGGUUUUGAAGCUUCGUGAUGAGAGUAUAAAUGGCUUCCAUGAGGACGGUAGUGAGCUGCCAAAGGAAACAAGUAGUUAUGACACAACAGAUGUUGAUGGCGCCGAUAUGCAUAAUGAAGUUGAUGAUAUGGUAAUUUCUUUAGUGGAGGACAUCAUCAACAAGCGUCUGGAAACAAGUAGACGUAAAGGUGAUGAGGCUGAUGGCGCUACUAUUGGUGCACUUGAAGAUUUUAUGAGUUAUAAUAAUACAAGCUCAUUGGAUGAGGAAACAAACCAAGAGGAGCUAGAAUCUAGUAAAAGCAAAACUGGUUGUGCUAUGGCUAGGCUUGAAGAUUUGAUGUGCUGCAAUGAUGAGAUAAGCUCAUUGAGUGGGGGCAAUGCUUAUCUGGUACAAACCGCAAGCGACGAUAAAUCUGGUCAGCUUGAAGAUGGCGUUAUGGCCAGAUUGCAAGUCCUGAAAAGACGUUUAGACAACACUAGUAGUGUUGUGGAUGUUGGACCGAAAGUUAUCCGUUCAGAUGAUUGGGCCGAUCUCUUCGAAAGUAAAGAAUCCGGCCGCGUAGCUCAUGAUGGGCUAAUUGAAAAGACCGAUAUGCCUGAUGAUGUUAAAUGCCGAACCAGAUCUGGUGAAGCAAAUGGCAGCUCUACAGUCCAGUACCUGGGUGCAUUGCCACAAGAGUCUCAGGUUCUCUCAGCUCCAGUGGAACCUGCAGCUCUACAUUUGCAUGACGAGCAGUUCAGCCACUCGCCGUCAGAAUGGGAGCAUGUGCUGAAGGAGGACUUUUUCCUCCCAGGAAAACCUUUGAAGUGAAGGAAACUCGCCGCUUCCUUGGGUUUGCGAUUGUAAAUAUGUUCUUAAAUCUUAAAUACUGUGCAAGAAGGGAGCUUGUGACAUAAGUUGCAGGAUCAACCGUCUUGUAUGGCUAAAACUGAACUUCUAUUUAACAGAAAAUAAUCUCAACUCCUGGCUCAUACUGAGCUUUGUGUAAAUAUAUGUGAUAUUGCUCUAUCUGGUUGUAUGCUUGAAUGUAUGAUGCACAGUACUAAACUGUCGUAUAACUGUAACCCUUGAUGUUAAUGACUGUUAUAUGUACGGCGAGUAUAUAUCUUAUUCUUUUUCGUA
Messenger RNA from Brachypodium distachyon (stiff brome), 3877 nucleotides. RefSeq lists its product as uncharacterized. Lineage: Eukaryota; Viridiplantae; Streptophyta; Magnoliopsida; Poales; Poaceae. Bases 74 to 3565 code for a protein of 1163 amino acids. The transcript has 5 exons. The record is from RefSeq and is a predicted model, not a curated record.